This is a messenger RNA of Thermothelomyces thermophilus ATCC 42464, 1635 nucleotides long. RefSeq lists its product as uncharacterized. The transcript has a single exon. NCBI's taxonomy places the organism in Eukaryota, Fungi, Ascomycota, Sordariomycetes, Sordariales, Chaetomiaceae. The record is from RefSeq and is a predicted model, not a curated record. The coding region runs from base 316 to 1533 and encodes 405 amino acids.
ACACAACUACAACUACUUGCACUAGCCACACUCAAAGCAAGACGACAUGGGAAUCCCAGUCCCGAUGACAUCACCGUGGCGCUGUCAAUGUGGCGCAGCAUGAACUUGGCAUGUCUGAGGCCUCUCGUGCCAACAGCGAAUAGUAGCAAUGAGGGGGCGACAAUGCGGCGAGUUGACGCGGCGCAUAUGGUUUGUCGUACAGCUGCGCGUGAUGCUUGUUUGAGUGUUCCCCCUUUCCUCACCUGCGCCGCGCCGGUUGACUUCUCUCGUCAACUUUCUCUUCAACCCAAAUAUAUCAUUAUCACAUCGCCCACCAUGGCGCCCUUCUUCAAGAAACAUAAGGACACGGACAAAGCGGGGAAGAAAGGAGGAACGGGAAAGGAGGAGGUGAAGCCAGAGGGGAAAGCAAAGACGACCGGUGCAGGCGCGGCGGAUGCAUUAGCUCUCGCCGGUUCGCCCAGUGCCGAGCCGGCACUUCUUCUCAACGACGAAGACGAGGAGUUCCUCGAGCGCCUGGUAUCAAACGACAACGAGGACGACGAAGACGGCCCGCCGCCUCCUCUCCCACCCCGUCCAAAGACCCCUGAUCUGGUCUGGGACGACAGCGAAUCGUUCCGCGUGUCGCGCUCCGAAGAGGGCUUGACUACCACCGCCCCCGCCGCGACCGCUACGGCCGCCACCACUACUACCACCAAGACUACCACCAAGAAGCCCAACCGCCUCUCCCGCAUCUUCCACCGCAAACACAGCACAUCGACCACUCUUACCGUUCCCUCCAGCACCGCCGCCGAGGUCACCCCAGAAGAGGCGGACCGCGAAUGGGCCGAUCUGAACAGAGUCCUCUCGCCCCUCGGCAUCGAGCCCGCCGAUCCUGAUUCUCCGGACGCCCCCAACAAGGGCGCCAAGAACAGCAGCAGCACCAACACCACCACCACCACCACCACCAAAGCAGGCAAGACCAGCAGGACCAAAGCCGCCGCCCUGACGGCCUCGGCCGAGAUCCAGUCCCUCCUGCGGCAGUUCGUCGUCGUGCUCAAGGACAUCAUGCGCGGCGCGCCGACCGCCGUCGACGACCUGACCGCGCUCCUCGACGGCCGCAACGACGUGCUCAGGCGCGGCUUCGAGAAGCUGCCGUCGUCCAUGCAGAAGCUCGUGACCCAGCUGCCCAAGAAGCUGACCAGCUCCCUCGGCCCGGACGUCCUGGCCGCCGCGGCCGAGGCCCGGGGCCUCAAGAAGGAGGACACGGACGCGGGCGGGCUGGCGCGCUUCCUGAUGCCCAAGACCCUGAACGACCUGGUCCUCACCCCGGCCAUCGUGAAGAGCAUGCUGAAGGCGAUCGUGAACACGCUCAAGGUCAGGUGGCCCGCCUUUGUGGGCACCAACGUGCUGUGGAGUGCCGCCGUGUUCCUGUUGCUGUUCGUGUUGUGGUACUUUCACAAACGGGGGAAGGAGGAGAGGGAGAAGAGGGAGAAGGAGGCGGCUGAAAGAGAGGCUGGAGAGGGAAAGGUGGAUGAGAAAGAGGUGAGCGUGUAAGAUGGGCUGAGGCAGGCUGAGGAGGAGGACGUGUCGAGUGCGGUGGUUGUCGUCGAGCGGCCGGUCGAGAGCUCGCGGUACUGAGAUACCCCAAACAAAGGA